AUGAGAUUUGAUGAGGCCUUUCCAUUCAUAAGAAUGAGGACAAAAUUCUUGUGCUGGCUAAUGCCGUCCUGUUUCCUCGUGCAUGCAGUGGAACGGGAAAAUGUACAGAAGAGGACCUUUACGAGGUGGAUAAACCUACACUUGGGAAAGUGCAAGCCUCCUCUGAAAGUGAAAGACUUGUUUCUUGACAUACAAGAUGGCAAAAUCUUGAUGGCACUACUGGAAGUCCUGUCAGGACAAAAGCUGAUGCACGAGUACAAAUCAUCAACCCAUCGCAUUUUUCGCUUGAACAACAUAGCCAAAGCCCUUAAGUUCUUGGAAGACAGUAAUGUAAAGCUCGUUAGCAUUGAUGCAGCAGAAAUAGCAGAUGGAAAUUCCUCUCUGGUACUUGGACUAAUAUGGAAUAUAAUCUUGUUUUUUCAGAUUAAGGAGCUGACAGGCAACCUCAACAGGAACUCCUCCUCCUCCAGCCUGUCCUCCGGGCCCAGUGGUCCCGAGUCAGACACGUCCCACCCCAGCACUCCCAACGUGGAGAGAAGCGUGUCCAUUACGGUGAAGGAUCAGCGGAAAGCCAUCAGAGCCCUUCUAAUCUGGGUUCAGAGGAAAACCAGAAAGUACGGUGUUGCAGUUCAGGACUUUGCCAGCAGUUGGAGGAGUGGCCUCGCUUUCUUAGCUAUCAUAAAAGCAAUAGACUGUACUUUGGUAGACAUGAAGCAAGCACUGGAGAAAUCGGCUCGAGAAAACCUGGAGGAUGCUUUCAGCAUAGCACAAAACAAGCUGGGUGUUCCUCGGCUCCUAGAACCAGAAGAUAUCAUGGUGGAAUCACCCGAUGAACAGUCAAUUGUGACGUACGUGGCACAGUUUCUGGAACACUUCCCAGAGCUGGAAGGGGAAGACUUUACAGAUCCUGACAAGGAGCUUCCAAUUGAGUCCACGUAUGUCCACAUCAAAGACACACCUUCAGAAAAGGAAGGCAAAAUCUUGAUUUUAAGUGAAAGUGAAGAAAGCAUGUAUACUGUUAAUCACGAAAGGAGUCAUCCUGCCCCUCCAAAGGUCCAUAUUCAUGACACCAUUGAGAGAAUCCCGUCAGAAACUGUUCCUGAAAAAUGUAAUGGGAAGUGGAGUCAAGCAUUAGGUGAUUCACAGGAAAGGUCUGAAGAGGAGCCUCAGAGGCCAACCUCUCUGAAAAUUACAGGGUCUGUCAGUUUUGAGUCCAGUUCCUCCUGGGAGGUUCUAAGUGAUAAAUUCAUGCCAGGUGAAGGCGGCAUAUCUGAUGAUCCACUGAAACAGAACGAUGACCCUUCUCCAGCUGCUCUGACAGGUCAGAAAAAUUCUGCUGACUCUUUUGAAGACUACUCUGAAGAAUUAACUAAAGAAACCUCUACUGAAUAUGACAAUGAAACUAAGAGCCUUUCAGCCAAUACUUCUUCUUUGAGUCCAUUAUCCUGGACUUCGGGCAUACUUACAGAUGAAUCUAUAAAUAAAGUAGAAGAGAGCAAACCCCAAACUUCAAUUCUUUUACCAGAAGUUAUCUCAAAACAAGAAGAUACACAUAAGUAUGUUCUUCAUCUUCUAAAUGAGGAAAUUGUGAAACUUCCACAAAACGAAGAUGCAAAGCCAUCACCUGUCUUUGAGACAGCAGAAACUAACCACUGUUCAAUGAAUGGUUCUGACCUCAAAAGCCAGGAACUAUCUACACAGCAUGAAACAUCUGAUGACUCUCUCUCAGAUGUGUCUAAAAAUCUAGAGGACCUGGACAGCUGUGAUGAAGUUGAGUCUUCAGCUGAAGCGCUACCCAGUUCUUCGAAAGUAUCUGUAAUACCCCAUGACCUCUUUUAUUAUCCACAUUAUAAUGUUCCAAUAUCAGCAGUUUUGGACGCUUACCUUGAGCCUUGUAUUGCAGGUUAUGAUACUGGAAAUGACAAAGCUUCUUCUGAAACAGGAACAGAUGUUUUACAUGAGAAGGGCUUACCAGAACAGAGCCACAGGGAAGAUGCUCCAGAGCCAGACUUAGGGAAUAAGCUAGGUUUGCCUCUAUCAGAUAUGGAUACUGAGAGCAGCAAGAAGGAAACAAGAGAUACUAACAGUCACAUGAAUUCUUCCGAUGAGAAAGAAGUGCCAUUACUAGUAGAAGAAUUAGAAACUGAAGAAGAUGGCAAAAACGCCACCAACCAUCAAGAUUCCACUAUUCCACAGCGUCCUGAGGCUGUAAUAGAAGAUUUAGUGGAUUUACCAAUAGCCAUGGAAAGACCAGAAAAAUGGAGUAACAGGGAGGAAGAAGGGAAACAUAUGAUCAAAGCAGAAGACUUGCAGAUCUCAGAAGUUGUCACGACUACUCUGUCACGAGACGAACUGGAAGAAAUGGCUGAUUGUCAGGAAUUUACCAGAAGCAGUGACACUAAUUCCAACAUUUAUCUCCGAAAAAGAUCUUCUAAUACUUCUGAGGAGGAAACCUAUGGUGUAAACAAGCAGGAGAUGAGAGAUGUGGGUGAAAAUCCACUAAUCGUCAGGAAGAAAAAGGUCUUGGAAGCAAGUGAGACUCCAGCACCAACUCAUGAGAUUACAAUUGUUGAGCAGCCAGAGCUAUUCUACUUCAUCAUUUUCUUCUGGGUGCUGGUCUACUGCCUUUUACUCCUUCCACAGCUUCUCAGCAACAAAGUUUGA
Eurypyga helias (sunbittern) is the source of this 2664-nucleotide messenger RNA. It is a transcript of the gene CLMN, whose product is annotated as calmin (calponin-like, transmembrane). The record is from RefSeq and is a predicted model, not a curated record. Gene Ontology annotation, biological process: nuclear migration. The transcript has 13 exons. Lineage: Eukaryota; Metazoa; Chordata; Aves; Eurypygiformes; Eurypygidae. The coding region runs from base 1 to 2664 and encodes 887 amino acids. Gene Ontology annotation, cellular component: nuclear outer membrane; meiotic nuclear membrane microtubule tethering complex; cytoplasm. Gene Ontology annotation, molecular function: actin filament binding.